AUGAUUCGUGUGGUGGACACAAUGUCAAAAAUCAGUCCACUGAUAACAAUAGGACCAACAAUCCCAUCUUUCUACUUGGACAACCGUGUGGAAAACGACAAGGAUUAUGGGCUCAAUCUCUUCCACCUAGACCCAUCUGUUUGCACCAAUUGGCUAAGCACCAAGCCAAAAGGGUCAGUUGUUUUUACAUCAUUUGGAAGUAUGGCUAAUCUGGCAGAAGAGCAAAUGGAGGAACUUGCAUGGGGCUUGAAGGGAACCAACUGUUACUUCUUGUGGACAGUUAGGGCAUCUGAGGAGGCCAAGCUCCCAGAAAAGUUCAUCGAGGAAACUUCGGAGAAGGGCUUGCUAGUGGGAUGGAGUCCACAGCUGGAGGUCCUCUCAAGCGAGGCAGUGGGAUGUUUUUUCUCGCAUUGUGGAUGGAACUCGACAAUUGAAGCGUUGAGCUUGGUAGUACCUAUGGUGGUGAUGCCACAGUGGACGGAUCAAACGACGAAUGCCAAGUUUGUACAAGAUGUUUGGAAGGUGGGGAUAAGAGUUAAGGUUGAUAAGAGGGGCAUGGUGGGAAGAGAAGAAAUUCAGUCUUGCAUAAUGGAAGUUAUGAAGGGAGAGAGAGGGAAAGAAAUGAAGAAGAAUGCGAUAAAAUGGAGGGAUUUGGCUAAGGAAGCAGUUAAUGAAGGUGGGACUUCUGACAGAAACAUAGAUGAUUUUGUACAAAAUUUGAAAAGCUCUUCAAGUUGA
Ilex paraguariensis (yerba mate) is the source of this 738-nucleotide messenger RNA. The record is from the annotation of a GenBank genome assembly. NCBI's taxonomy places the organism in Eukaryota, Viridiplantae, Streptophyta, Magnoliopsida, Aquifoliales, Aquifoliaceae.